GCAUGUGGGAUCUCCGUGUCCUGGGAAAGUUGCUGUCAGUAAGAUCCGUGACAGUCAUGGCGCAGGAGCUCCGGGGACUUACCGAUGAACAGGCCUCUAGCGCCUGCUCCGAGCCGGACCCAGAAACAAAGGAUUUUAUGAUGCAACAGACAAUGUUGAGAGUGAAAGAUCCGAAAAAAUCUCUGGAUUUUUACACCAGAAUCAUUGGAAUGACACUUCUGCAGAAAUUUGACUUCCCUGCUAUGAAAUUUACACUCUACUUUUUGGGUUAUGAAGACAAAAAGGAAAUUCCAGCUGAUAAGAAUGAGCACACAGCCUGGACUUUCUCAAGAAGAGCGACUAUUGAGUUGACACACAACUGGGGUACUGAGAGUGAUGAGAACCAAGCCUAUCAUAAUGGGAACUCUGAUCCUAGAGGCUUUGGUCACCUGGGUAUUGCUGUCCCUGAUGUUUAUGCUGCAUGCAAACGUUUUGAGGAGCUUGGAGUAAAAUUUGUAAAGAAGCCAGAUGAUGGUAAAAUGAAGGGGCUUGCUUUUAUUCAGGACCCAGACGGAUACUGGAUAGAGAUUCUCAGCCCAAACCAAAUGCUCACCAUAGUUCCUUAGCUUUGAGGCGUGAGCAGUAACUCAAGUUGUUUGCCCUGAAAACAACUAGAUUUACAUCAGUGACAUCUGGAUAUUUGAAAUACAUUUUGUAAACUGGGACUUUUUCUUUCUUUUGGUUAUCUCUGGAAGUCACUGCUAACCUCCUCAUGCACCAGAAAUCACAUUAACCAAUCCCAGAGAAAGGUUGCAGCUGGAAUAUUCCAUGAAUGUAAAGAAUUGACAAAGUAUAAAAGGCUUCAUAUAUUGUAGUAUUUAACUUGCCUGUACGCAACCUCCCAAUUGCAACCGUUAGUUAGGGGAAGAAAAAGUACAUGCUAACUUUUUGUCACAGAAAUACAAAACAUGUUGAUGGUUUGUUUUGGGACUGUAAACCCACAUGUCCACCUUCUUUAAAGGUAAUUUUAUUUUGCAGCUGUUACUGUCAUACCUGCAAAAAGGGAUGAGGAAAAUCAACUCUCCUCUAUUCUUCCAAUUUAUUCUAACAUCUUGGAAAGUGACUUCUGAAGGACUUGAGUUGAGCUCAGCUGGUUUAUCAUAUGUAAGAAUAAACUUGGGAGCCACGACUGUCUGAAAUUAUCAACAGUGAGUUUUUGCACUAAGGAAGGUUGCUUUCCCCCAAAAAAGUUUUCAUAUUAAAAUUGGACAAUCUAAUCCCUAGUAUACUUGCUCUGUUAUAGGUUAUCAUCUGCUACGACUGACCAGGUAUCUAACUAACUAGUCUGUCUGCUUAUAAAAAGCUGCUGACAUUGUUGGUACUUGCCUUUUGUUAUAACAGUAUUUUGUUUUGAGCUUUGUGAUGGAAAGGACCUUGUUCGCUACACUUCUUGAGAGUCGUCACAUGUGCCAGAUCAUAGAGUAACUGAAAUUGAACCUUAAUUCCUAUUAAUUCACAGCUAAUUUCUUUAAUGUAGAACCAUGACUGUAAUAAAUUAAAAAUACUUUGAGGGUA
Rhincodon typus (whale shark) is the source of this 1554-nucleotide messenger RNA. It is a transcript of the gene glo1, whose product is annotated as glyoxalase 1. The coding region runs from base 3 to 605 and encodes 200 amino acids. NCBI's taxonomy places the organism in Eukaryota, Metazoa, Chordata, Chondrichthyes, Orectolobiformes, Rhincodontidae. Gene Ontology annotation, molecular function: metal ion binding; lactoylglutathione lyase activity. The transcript is spliced from 6 exons. The record is from RefSeq and is a predicted model, not a curated record.